CCGCCGUUGUCGUAAUGUUGUGUUUUUUUUUUUUUUUUUUUAACGUCAAUGAUAAAAGUGGUCUUUUUGUAUUAAUUUUUUGUCAGCAACAUGAGCGCUCCCAUUCGGACUCUGCUUUCUGUAGAGGUCUAUAAAAGAAAAAAAUAAUUUAAUAAAAAUCUUCCAAUUGCCAAAUGAUGUGGCUGCUAUCUCCAGGAAAAAGAACAGCAUUUUUAUUAUUAUUUUUUAAUCAAAUGUGAAAGGAAACGACCACCUUUAAACCUCAACCUUCCUUUGCUGUUAUUUUGAGACUUGCUGGAAUUUUUUUUUUUGUGUGUGUGUGUGUGUAUGUGUUAUUUUUAAUCUGUAAUCUCUAAGGAAUUAUUAAAUCACUCCAAAUGACAAACUGGUACGCCAGUGGGACCACAGUGACCAGGUCACAAAACUGCUGGUUUAUUUGUGGAUGCUUAAAACAAAUGGCUACUUCAAGAUACUUAACCCAAUCCCUUGUAUUACAAAAACAUUAUUUCAGUGGCUGUGAAUAAAGAUUCUAGUAUAGUCAUUCUGUGGGCUCCGUUCUACUGUGAAGAUCAUGCGCUUAAAGAAACUGCUUUCUGGAAAUUAUUAACUAGUUAGUACUAUCUGAAUAAUGUGUGCUGGUUAACUAUCAACUGCCUGCCUGUCAUUAUUGAACAGUAGGGUUUUUAUUUAAAACCCUGAAAUAACAGAUUGACAGGUAAUAGAAUAUGCACAAUGGAUUUCUUUUAAAACAUUUUGAAGAACACAAAGGAAAAAGGAUCUGAGGAGGUAAGAGUGAGGGUAUCUUACUCUGUGUAUUUAUCUACUGUCCCAUCCUACAGCACUUGUGUCAAUAACAAAAAAGGCACAUUUUUUAAUUUUGCUACAUUUUUUGUGUUGGCCUUGCACUUGCUUCAGAAUAGGGCCUGUUGUCUGGGGGCUUUUUUGAGUUGUUUUUAUCAACAGUGGGGUUAGCACAAGCAGGGCACAAGUAAGCCUGAAGCCUGUCCUGGAGGAACCAUCCUACUAAGUGGAGUAGCUCUGUGUCAUUGUGCGUCUGAUCCUGGGCUCCUGUCAUGAGAGGGAUUGUCCAGGUAUCUGUUGUGGUCCAGAGUACAGGAGGGCUCAGUGGAGAGCAGUCUCACUUCACUUGUGAAUCAAACCCAGGCUAACAGAAACCUGAAGCCACUGUGCCAUCCACCCCUUCAACACAUUCAAGAAGUCACAAGUUGUUGAGCCCUUGCCUGGCCGUCACAGUAAGCUUUUACUCUAUAUUGGUAAUGUGUUGCUUGGGACAGCUUUUGCACAUAAAAAAGCUGGGAAUGAGGGGGAAAAAACAAGCCAACUUUCUGGCCAACACAGUGGAGUCUGAUGUUCUUGGAUACCCUGUGGCGUUUUACUAGAACGGUUUUAUUUCCCCCUUAUUGUUGCAUGACUGGUUGUGCAUAUGAAAGAGAUUGCACAAUGUUUGGAUAAUGGUUUUCCCCUGCGUGUAUUGAGAUUUGAGAUUAGAGAAUGUGAAAGUAAAAGUCAGAAGGGAGUCUGGCAAUACAAGUUCCAAAGCAGACAUUUUGUCAUGGUGGUUAAAUCUUCAACAGCUCACAGCUAUCUCAAAGCAGACAAAGGUAAGAAAAUAACCCUAUAAAAUUGUAAACGGAUAGACUGAAAUGUUUACAGUGUGACCUUCCUCACUAGAACCAGGCUCUUUGCUCACGAAAGGCUGCAAGCAGGUACCAGCAGGUUUCGUCAUGAGUGCUUUCCCUCAGCUGUGCAUGUGACACACCUCAGCCCUGACCCCACCUCUCUCCUGCCACUCUUGUCUGCUGUUUGUUUUUUGUUGAUUUUAUUGAAUGAUCCCUAGGGCUAAACCGAGACCAGCAAAUGCAUUUGGCUUAUGUGUUGAGCCAGAUUUAAACCCAGGUGAAAGACUUUACAGAUUCUUAGCUGGACAAAAGGUAAUAGUUUUCUAGUCAAUGACAACCGAAACCAGCAGAUUCUUUCAAAUAUACUUGUCUGGCAAGUCAGUCAUGCUUUAAAUGCCCUUGAGAAAUGCACUGAGCGGAAAAUGUGUGGGUUGUGCUUUUGAUUUACUGUAAACAGCUUUAUGUGCAGUGAGUGAGUGUGUUUGUUGGAUCGCGAUGGAUUCACUGGCUGACAGUGUGAAAGAGAAAGCCACGAUGUGCAGCACCAAUCCCUUUGAAGACACAGAAACCCUGGAGCAAGUUUCAUUACAGUCUAUGGAAAACGGAGGAGAAAAUCUUUACUCAGCAGAGAAGUCUGAUGUGAUUGGUAAAUUAGAAUCAGAAUUAACUUCAGUUCCAAGUGACAGUGAGCAGCCCAAGAGCCCAGAUGGACCAAAAUCUCUCUUAAAGAGAAGCAGCCUGGGCAGGCUGAGUUCAAGGCUACUCUCGGGACUUGGGAAGGAUGGGGAGGGGAAACGAGAGCAGCGAAAAUCUGUCAAUGAAGAUCAGUCUGAACGCAGGAAACUCUCAGGAUCAGAAUUAAUUUCGGUUCCAAAUGGCAGUGAGGAGCCCAAGAGCCCAGAUGGACCAAAAUCUCUCUUAAAGAGAAGCAGCCUGGGCAGGCUGAGUUCAAGGCUACUCUCGGGACUUGGGAAGGAUGGGGAGGGGAAACAAGAGCAGCGAAAAUCUGUCAGUGAAGAUCAGUCUGAAUGCAGGAAACUCUCAGGACCAGAAUCAUCAGUCCCAGGUGACAAUGAGGAGCCCAAAAGUCCAGAUGGAUCUUUGCCUACAUUGAAGAGAGGAGGUCUGGGCAGGCUGAGCUCAAAGAUACUGUCUGGGCUCAGAAAGGAUGGGAAUGCUAAGCAAGGCCUGGUGAAAGCUGUUGCUGAAAUAAGAGCAGAGGAAGUUGAAACGCCACUUAAACAUAAAGAACCUGAAGAGCCCCUGUCAGUCAUGGAAAUCCAUGAUCUAAUUAACAAGGGAGUCCUAGAAGAAGCUCAUAUACAUCUACUGCUGCUGAAAAAGGAGCUGGAUUCAGAGGCGUCAAAGACCGUGCAAGAAGGCACUCAGUCAGAACUGUUAAGGAAAACGAAGGACAUGGAGCUGCUCUGUGGCACGCUCAGGAAUAAGCUGAAAUCUAUCGUGAAAGACUCGCUGAACAACUCGCAAGAUCUUCUGACCAAUGCUGUCAAAAUAAUAGUAGAGGAGGACAAGCGAGAACACGAUCCGUCCUAUUCUGAAGCCAGCUGUCUCAAAGGGCCCCAGGAAUGGAAGGAGCUGUGGAGAGAGGCUGUGCAAGAAGGCGUGCGGGACCGAAUUGCCAACGUCCCCAUCGCAAAAAGAGAGGACAACCAGUCGUGGCUGGCUGUGCACUUAGCGCUCCUCGGGAAGUCUAUCGUUGAUGAUUUGGAGAGUGUGAAGACCAUGGUACAAAAGUGCUACCCAGAGGACUUUGGCGUGUGCAACACUUACGUGGCAAGCUCUCAUCAAGAAGUUUCUUCACACUUGCAAAAGAUCAUGCAGCAAAAGCUUGAAGUGAACGAAUGGUAUGCCCUUUUGAACUGGACGAUCAACUGCUAUGAAAGUGAUAAAAUAAUGGGGAACCUUGUUUUGAAACCAGAAGUAAACACUGAAGGUAUGGAUCCUUUAUUAGAUAAAGAUACAUUGGAAAACAUGAAGACAAAUUACAUCACUGGGCUGCAGGUGCAACUGAAACACUGUUUGGAGAAUAUGUUAAACAUUGAAUCAGAAAAAAACUGGGAAACCAAAGAUGAGCCUGAGAUACUGAAUGGCUAUUACCAUUCAGAAAUACAGAUCGAUAUAACCGAGAUGGUUCACAGGUAUGUUGCGACUUCACGAGAAAUCGACACAGACUUGGAAGAGAGGGUUCUGUGCACCUGCUCAGAGGAGCUGAAACAUUUCUCACGACACUUCAACAACACUUUCAUGGAAUGGAGAACUUCCUCCCCAAACUCUGCAUUACAAAAGAGUCUCUCCAUUGCUUACAUUAACAGCUUCAGCAACAUCAAAACUGAAAUGGACAAAUACAAAGAGAAAUGCCCGGCACAGAUAGAGCAAUUGAACAACGAGCUGGACAAAGUGAUCCAGGACUUGGGAGCAACGCUACUAGCUGAUUUUAUACAGGAGACGGAGCCAUAUUUUAAGAAAUUAAUGACAAAGAGGUGGCUUUCGUGUGAGGAUGAUUUUGAAAAGAUAAUGGAGAUUAUUGAAAAUCAUUCCGAGCUUUACAAGAAAAUGAAGCAGCCCUGUUUUCAGAAGUGUGUGAAUGGCAUCCACUACAGUGCUGUGAAGGGAUACGUCACACAGAUAAUGAAGAAGAAUUAUUCUUGCAAAAACAGAAAACACGAGCGAGCGGCAGCCAAGAUAAAGGUGGAGUCGGAGGCUCUCCGGAGUCACUUUGAUGACAUGGGUACCACUUCGAAAUGGCUUCACUCCGCGGCACUGCAUCUCGGUGACAUCGUUGGAGUAAAGAACAAAAGGGACAUCAAGGAAACCAUCCAGCCUCUCGUUUCUGACUUCCCAGAUAUCAGCAAGGAACAUGUCUCUGCCAUUCUGUAUUUCCGAGGGAUCACAAAAGGCCCUGAAAAGCAAGCAAUACUCCAACGUUUACAAGAACUGAAGAGCUCACCUAAAGCGAUUGUGAACAGAAGCAGGUUACUUUUUGGUGCCAUCGUAGUCCCAAAGGCUAACGCCUGUCUGCCUUUGACCUAAUGAUCGUCAUCAUCUUCCUGUCCAAAUGCCGUCUGGCAAUGUAACCAUAUGCGUGUAUCUAAAACGUUAUAGACAUGUCGUUGAAACGUGCCUAAUUUUAACAUUUUUUUAUGACGUUUGCAAUCAGUUGUUUCAUAUUGCAAUUGCUCAAAGUUGCUUUGCCGGGAUUUCAAGGGUUGCUCUUCUGUUCUAGUUGCCUGCUGUAGACAUAUGGAACACAGGCUUGAGAUGUUCCGUUUACUAACACGUAACUGUGGGAGCAGAGAUUCGUUUUUAGGAGUCUCUUCAGAAGUGGCCCCUUGAGGACAUUAGUUAGUAUAUGAUAAUGAAUUUAGCAGGAACAGAGAACACGCAGUAGGGAAUGAAGGGAAAAAUUACAUAUUUUAAAAAUGUAGUAUAACAUAUACUUUCAGGCUGUAUUUUCUUUUCUUGAAAUGCUAAAUGUAUGUAAAGGGAAAGAACAGUUAGUACAGUAUUUCUACUGUAAAGCAGAGAUGGAAUGAAUGUUAGCAUUGGCAUCACAAUCACGGCAGAUUAAAAUCUGUGCUCCAGACAGAAAGUGAUUUACAGAACAGUAAGUGUGACAGGAAAGAGAAAUCUAUGCAGAGAAUUCCAUUGGAUCAUUUUGGAAAGUCCUAAAGUGUUUUACACAGCACUGCUGUAACCCUUGUAAUGAAUCCAGAUGGAAUAUGCUUGAGUCAAAGGAAUCUUUUUUUUUUUUUUUUAUGCUUUUAAUUGCAAUGUAUACAGUGUGGGAUAAACACUCCCAGGCAGAGAUAUGUAGACAAAAACAAAGACAAAAAAAAAAAGCUUUUUUGUUAUUUCUGGAACAGAAAGCAGAUUCUCUUUGCAUAUUUCACUAUUGUUUUUGGAUGUUUUAGAUUUUUCUUUUUUGCUGUCGACCCUCUUUCCACCCAUUAUUUAUAUUAAAACCUUUUCUUGCUUUGACUUCUGGGCAGCUGAGAAUGGAUAUUAUCUGGGAGGAGCUUUUCUUUUUCCCCACAGCCCAGUUAGUAGCUUAUUUUAACCAACACAAGUCUUUAUUUCCUAUCCCUCUCAAAGUGCUUUCUUACAAUAGCAACACUUGUCCAAAUGUUUUUUUUUUCCCAUCUGUAUAAUCAGUAUUGGUGCCCAUAUCAAUGAAUUAGCACUGAAUAAGAAACAUAUGCACAGACUCAAUAAACAAAACAGAUGUAUACUCCUGAAAUGACUACCUACAGACUGUAUUCGAAUUCUAAUGCCUCUAGACUUUUGUAACAGUCUGCUUGAAAAAGCUAAGAAGUCCAUUCAAAACAGUGACCUCACAAUGACCGAUCAAGUACCUCGGCUACAUAAUGGACUUCCCUUCAAAACCUAAAACUCAACAGGAAAAAGUGUUUGCAAGCCCAUGGACUAAGUAAAAGUUUGUUAGCAAUGUGUUAAUACUAAAGCAGAUGGUGUUUUAUAACCCUAAAAUGUGCAUCAGGCUGUUCUCUGUGUAAUUUCUAUAUUAGUUAAAUACUCUUGCACCUAAAGAUUUGUUAGGAGUAACACUUUACAUAGGGUCUCUAACUGUAUUUACAUAGUAGUUACUUAGUAAAUACAU
Polyodon spathula (Mississippi paddlefish) is the source of this 6276-nucleotide messenger RNA. RefSeq names its product exocyst complex component 3-like protein 4. Gene Ontology annotation, cellular component: exocyst. Gene Ontology annotation, molecular function: SNARE binding. The transcript is spliced from 14 exons. The record is from RefSeq and is a predicted model, not a curated record. Lineage: Eukaryota; Metazoa; Chordata; Actinopteri; Acipenseriformes; Polyodontidae. Gene Ontology annotation, biological process: exocyst localization; exocytosis. The coding region runs from base 2136 to 4691 and encodes 851 amino acids.